UCGGCAAAUUCACUACUCUCAACCCUCGCUAACUCUUUCUCUCUCACUGCGCAACAAGCACACUCUUCGUGCUCUCCGCCACCCUCUCGUUCUCUCCGCAGUUCUCAGAUCCGUCCUCCAUCGAUCCGGCAAUGGCGUCCGUAACUGGAUCAUCUGUUUCUCUCUCCGUUUCCGUCAAGCAAAGCCAGGGGAUUAGCAGGGCAGCUAAUGUUAAGGCUUUCUCUGUUUCCUUCAAUGGAAACAGCUUCCCGUCUCUCCGAGUGCAGCCAACUACUCGUCGACUUGUUGUUACCGCUGCGGCUAAACCUGAGACUGUCACCAAAGUCUGUGACAUUGUGAAGAAGCAAUUGGCUCUCCCCGAGGGUACUGAGGUUGCUGGACACUCAAAGUUUGCACAUCUUGGUGCUGAUUCUCUUGACACAGUUGAAAUUGUUAUGGGACUUGAGGAAGAGUUCGGAAUCACUGUGGAAGAAGACAGUGCUCAGUCCAUUGCAACAGUUCAAGAUGCUGCAGAUUUGAUUGAGGAGCUCAUAGCCAAGAAAGAUUAAAUUAACGUCCAUCUUCUGAUUUGGCAAAACUAGGAUAUUAUUAGAUCUCGCCGUAUGUCUUUCACUUAAUAUGUUCUUGGUCUAUUCAAACUUUGUUGUAUUCAGCUUGUUUUGCUUAAUUUGAGGUGAUAUCAUUUCAUAUUUCUUCUCUGGUUCAUCAGAACUGUAAUCAUCAUAAAUCCUAAGAUUAUAUUAUGUGUUCUUCAAACA
Messenger RNA from Ipomoea triloba (trilobed morning glory), 758 nucleotides. Its product is annotated as acyl carrier protein 1, chloroplastic-like. Lineage: Eukaryota; Viridiplantae; Streptophyta; Magnoliopsida; Solanales; Convolvulaceae. The record is from RefSeq and is a predicted model, not a curated record. The transcript has 4 exons. Gene Ontology annotation, biological process: fatty acid biosynthetic process. Gene Ontology annotation, molecular function: acyl carrier activity. The coding region runs from base 132 to 548 and encodes 138 amino acids.